AUGGCUGCCAUAGAAGAUGGUCCGAAUUCUAAAGCAAAGUCUUCUCAUAAGGCUUCACACUCUCAUGCCACUGGACCUUCAACUGCGACACACUCAUCAUCACCUAAAGUUGAAAUGGAUGCAUCCAACUAUACUGCAUUUCUCAACACUCAGGAACAACCCAAAGAAGUCAGUGUCAUAGUUGAAUAUCUGCAUAAAUGUCCAUUGGCAUAUGAACUUCUUUCUACUUCUCCAACUCCACAAUCUCUUAUCACUGAAGUCUUUCCGUCAGCAGUCGUCUCCACAAGAGCAAGGUCCACACAACUUAAUGUUGAAUUUAAUCUUUUUCAAGAUACUUUGUUCUUCACUAAAGAAGAGUUCAUAAUCAGUUUAGGUCUAAGCGAUAUUUCUCCUACACCUCAAACAUUUGUCACACCAACUUCUGCUAAAUUAUUUACAAUGUUAAAGGAAAUGGGGUAUAAAUUUGAAGACGAACAAGAACCAUGUCUUUCAAGAAUUCAGAAAUCAUUUCUUCCCACACCAUGGCACUUUCUCAGUUUCGUUCUCACUAGAUGUCUAUUCGGAUCAGUUGGUGGAUGCAGCAAAGGUAAAACAGACCUUUGGAUUCUUAUGUACGGGCUCUUCUACGACAUCAAUGUUGACUACGCGUCAAUUCUUUGGGAAGAUUUCCUUAAUUUUCUCCCUACAUCAGAGAGUAAGUUUUUGAUUCGUCAUCCUUGUUGGUGGUCAAUCAUUAUUUAUGAUGCCAUCCAUAAUAGUAAUCUUGCACCCGGAUGGAUUCCAGAAGGCCCACAUCAACAUUUCUUGUGUAUGAUGCCAUAUCGGAUUCGUACGGAAGCUGAAUCUGGUUCUUCACAACCAGGAAUUAUUUUGCCUCCAAAAAAGAAGAGGAAGCAUUUUGAUCAUGCAUCCAAGAAGUCUGCAAAGAAGAAGAAGAAGAAGAAAUCCAAAUCAAGUCAACCACCCCCUAUCUCAUCUGCAGCCGUCUCUGAUGAUAAUCAUGGAGCAAAUUUAGAGGAACCCACAUCUCUCCCUAAAUCUGGUACAACCUCUAAGUCAUUCUCUUUCAUAGAUUCCUUAUUUCAUGCUCUAUCUGAUUAUGAUAAACCAUCCUCUUCAUCUCUAGUUUCACCAACACAAGUUCAGUCAGUUCUAGAAAGUCAAAACCAUUAUGUCUCCUUCGAUUAUGACUCACUUGAGAAUGAUAACCAAGAUGAUGAUAAGCAAUCCGAACCAGAAAAUUUUCCUCAACAUUCUCCAAUACAAGAUAAUCUUGAUGACGAUACUCCAAUGCGGACGGUUGAUAUCCCUUCCAGUGAAGGAUUGAUAGCCCAUGAUGAGACCAAUGACAUAUCUAUUGUUAUUUACUCCAUUGUAUCUUCCAGGACUUUCACCAUUGAUCUUGAUGAUUACACUCCUCCAACGCCUAAGGCAAUAUGUGCUCGACAUGGUUAUUGA
Molecule: messenger RNA, 1458 nt
Organism: Lactuca saligna
Lineage: Eukaryota; Viridiplantae; Streptophyta; Magnoliopsida; Asterales; Asteraceae
Source: the annotation of a GenBank genome assembly